Messenger RNA from Juglans microcarpa x Juglans regia, 2567 nucleotides. RefSeq names its product cycloartenol synthase. The transcript has 18 exons. Gene Ontology annotation, biological process: triterpenoid biosynthetic process. Gene Ontology annotation, molecular function: intramolecular transferase activity. Gene Ontology annotation, cellular component: lipid droplet. NCBI's taxonomy places the organism in Eukaryota, Viridiplantae, Streptophyta, Magnoliopsida, Fagales, Juglandaceae. The coding region runs from base 107 to 2410 and encodes 767 amino acids. The record is from RefSeq and is a predicted model, not a curated record.
CUAAUCAAGUGGAAGAGUGGGAAAAACAGGGUGUCAGGCUCCUCUUCCACCUCCUUUUCAAUCUCUUCCAUUUCCCGUGAGAAAGAAUUCUUCUACAGAGUGUGCAAUGUGGAAGCUGAACAUCGGUGCUGAGACAGUCGGAGAAGAUGGUGGCGGUAGCGGCACUGAAAGAUGGCUGAGGAGUCUGAACAACCACCUGGGCCGCCAAGUGUGGGAAUUUCACCCAGAGCUCGGCACCCCUGAAGAGCUUCAGCAGAUCGAAGAUGCUCGCCGGGAUUUCUCGGAAAGACGCUUUGAAAAACGGCACAGCUCCGACCUCCUCAUGCGGAUUCAGUUUGCAAAGGAGAAACCUGCUUUAGAAAAUAUACCACACAUCAAAAUUGAAGAUACAGGAGAGAUCAGAGAGGAGUCAGUAACUAUGACCUUACAAAGGGCCAUAAGUUUCUACUCGACCAUCCAGGCACAUGACGGUCAUUGGCCAGGGGAUUAUGGGGGUCCCAUGUUUCUAAUUCCUGGUUUGGUGAUUACUCUUUCAAUUACUGGUGCUCUAAAUGCAAUCUUAUCAAAAGAACAUCAACGUGAGAUCUGCAGAUAUCUCUACAAUCAUCAGAAUAAAGAUGGGGGGUGGGGUCUACAUAUUGAGGGCCCAAGCACCAUGUUUGGCACUGCACUAAAUUAUGUUAGUUUGAGAUUGCUUGGUGAAGGAGCUGCAGAUGGAGUAGGGGCAACAGAAAAAGCUCGGACAUGGAUCUUGGAUCAUGGUGGUGCAACUGCAAUCACUUCGUGGGGGAAAAUGUGGCUUUCAGUACUUGGGGUGUAUGAAUGGUCUGGGACUAAUCCACUGCCCCCAGAAGUAUGGCUUUGCCCUUACCUUAUCCCAAUCCAUCCAGGAAGGAUGUGGUGUCAUUGUCGAAUGGUGUAUUUGCCCAUGUCAUAUUUAUAUGGGAAGAGGUUUGUUGGUCCUUUAACACCCACCGUCCAAUCUUUGAGAAAGGAGCUAUAUACGGUCCCCUAUCAUGAAAUUGACUGGAAUGAGGCUCGCAAUCUUUGUGCAAAGGAAGAUCUAUACUACCCCCAUCCAUUGGUUCAGGAUGUCCUAUGGGGAUCUCUUUACUACGCAUAUGAACCUAUUUUUAUGCGCUGGCCUGCGAAUAGAUUGAGGGAUAAGGCUCUGCACACUGUAAUGCAGCAUAUCCACUAUGAAGAUGAAAAUACUCGGUAUAUAUGCAUAGGGCCUGUUAACAAGGUGUUAAAUAUGCUUUGUUGUUGGGUGGAAAAUCCAAACUCGGAGGCAUUCAAAUUGCAUCUUCCAAGAAUCUUUGAUUAUCUGUGGAUUGCCGAAGAUGGCAUGAAAAUGCAGGGUUACAAUGGAAGUCAAUUAUGGGAUACUGCUUUUGCGGUCCAAGCAAUUAUAUCAACUAACAUUGCCGAACAAUAUGGACCAACUUUAAGAAAAGCUCACGAGUACAUAAAGGAUUCCCAGGUCUUAGAAGAUUGUCCUGGAGAUCUAAAUUUCUGGUAUCGUCACAUUUCAAAAGGUGCUUGGCCAUUCUCAACUGCAGAUCAUGGAUGGCCUAUUUCUGACUGCACAGCAGAAGGGUUGAAGGCUGUGUUACUGCUAUCAAGAUUUCCAUCAGAGACAGUUGGGGAAUCAUUAGAUAUGAAGCGGCUAUAUGAUGCUGUACAUGUUAUCCUUUCCUUACAGAAUACUGAUGGUGGCUUUGCAACUUAUGAAUUGACUAGAUCCUACCAGUGGUUAGAGUUAAUCAAUCCCGCUGAAACUUUUGGUGAUAUUGUCAUAGAUUACCCAUAUGCUGAAUGUACGUCAGCAGCAAUUCAAGCACUCACAUUAUUCAAGAAAUUAUAUCCUGGGCAUAGGAGGGAAGAAAUAGAAAAUUGUAUUUCAAAAGCUGCACAGUUCAUUGAAAAAAUACAAGCACCAGAUGGCUCUUGGUAUGGAUCCUGGGGAGUCUGCUUCACCUAUGGUGGGUGGUUUGGUAUAAAGGGGUUGGUAGCUGCUGGAAAGACAUACGAGAAUUGCUCAAACAUCAGAAAAGCAUGCAACUAUCUGUUGUCCAAAGAGAUUGCUUCAGGUGGUUGGGGAGAAAGUUACCUAUCAUGUCAGGACAAGGUGUAUACCAAUCUCAAUGACAGUCGCCCACAUAUAGUCAACACUGCAUGGGCUAUGAUGGCCCUCAUUGAUGCUGGGCAGGCUGAGAGAGAUCCAACACCAUUACACCGGGCGGCAAGAAUAUUAAUAAAUUCUCAAUUGGAGAAUGGAGAUUUUCCUCAAGAGGAGAUCAUGGGAGUGUUCAACAAGAAUUGUAUGAUCAGCUAUGCAGCAUACAGGAACAUUUUUCCUAUCUGGGCCCUUGGAGAAUAUCGUUGUCGGGUAUUCCAGGCUCUCUAAUGACUUCACUCUUACUAUUGUUUUCAAUUUCUUUCCCUUUUUUUAAUGUCUAUAUGACUAUUAAUUCUCUGGGGCUUAGGUAUUCUUAGGCUAUGCAAUUCAGCUGUAAUAUACUAUAUAAAUCUCAUGAAUAAAAGUAAUUUAAUGUGGUGUUCUA